Saccostrea cuccullata (small rock oyster) is the source of this 1223-nucleotide messenger RNA. RefSeq names its product adhesive plaque matrix protein 2-like. The transcript is spliced from 10 exons. Lineage: Eukaryota; Metazoa; Mollusca; Bivalvia; Ostreida; Ostreidae. The annotation marks the transcript as partial. Gene Ontology annotation, molecular function: Notch binding. The record is from RefSeq and is a predicted model, not a curated record.
CUGUCAGUCAUAAAAAAGAUAGCCAAUCAUUCUCUUUGCCAAUAUUUUUAUGCAAAUCAGUUGUCUUUUAAUAGAGACACUCCACUAACGUACACAGUCUGCUCUUAAACAUCAGCCAUAAUGCACGCUGGAAAGAUCCUUAUUGUGUUUUUGGUCGGGUAUAUUGCAAGUCUACAAGCUGAGUCCCUGACAGAAAGAUCAAACAACUCUCACACUGACCACAAUCCUAACCCAUGCCAACAUGGUGGGACUUAUACACGAUUAAAAACAUCCAAAUCUUCGAGUGAAGAAUCCAAGACACCAAGGGGGCCUAAGUUUACAUGUACCUGUCCUGAGGGGUUUUAUGGGAUAGUAUGUCAGUUUCAUGUAUGCAAAAAACAUGACUGUCAGAAGGGAACGUGUGAGGCAGAUAAGACCAGUGUACGUGGUUACAAAUGUAACUGUGACGAAGGUUACAAAGGGGAAAAUUGUGACGUCCAAGUAUGCGAAAAACAUGAUUGUCAGAAGGGAACUUGUGAAGCAGAUAAGACCAAUGUACGUGGUUACAAAUGUAACUGUAUGGAAGAUUACAAAGGGAAAAAUUGUGAAGUCCAUGUAUGCGAUCAACAUGUUUGUCAGAAGGGAACGUGUGAGGCAGAUAAGACCAGUGCACGUGGUUACAAAUGUAACUGUGACGAAGGUUACAAAGGGGAAAAUUGUGACGUCCAUGUAUGCGAUCAACAUGACUGUAUGAAUGGAACGUGUGAGGCAGAUAAGACCAGUGCACGUGGUUACAAAUGUAACUGUAUGGAAGGUUACGAAGGAGAGAAUUGUGAAGUUCGGAGUUGUACUCACCCCUGGAUAAAACACGACAAUUACUGCUUCUUCUUCAGUGAUAACCAAGUCAGCUGGACAAAGGCAUCGGAAAUAUGCCGUUCAUUUGACUCAUUUCUGGCUGAACCGAUCACACAAGACAUCAACAGUUUUAUCGUUUCAAAGAUAAGUGUCACGAAUCCAAAUCUUAUAAAAGUAUAUUGGCUGGGUGGUUCCGACAUGAAGGAGGAGGGGAAGUUUGUAUGGCCGUCCCAGGGGAAGCCUUUCUCCUUCACAUUCUGGAUCCCCGGGGACCCAAACAACGGUAACGGGGAAGGUGAGGAGGACUGUGUACUGGCCAACUGGAAUGGGGACGGACGCUGGGCAGACUACUUUUGUGACAGGCAGUUGUAUUACAUCUGUCAGAAAUA